Molecule: messenger RNA, 1797 nt
Organism: Coffea eugenioides
Lineage: Eukaryota; Viridiplantae; Streptophyta; Magnoliopsida; Gentianales; Rubiaceae
Product: ankyrin repeat-containing protein At5g02620-like
Exons: 3
Coding region: 1-1797 (598 amino acids)
Cellular component (GO): plasma membrane
Molecular function (GO): protein phosphatase 1 binding; protein phosphatase regulator activity
Source: RefSeq, a predicted model, not a curated record
AUGGAUUAUCAGUUGAAGAAAGCAAUGGAUCCUGAAUUGUGUAAACUUGCACAAAAAGGAAUGAAACCUGAAUUGUACGUGGCUGCACAGUUAGCUGAUCCGGGUGAACUUGAAAGAUUUUCGGAGAAGUUGCUCUGUCAGAGGACUCCAAAAAGAAACACUGUCCUGCACGUAUUAGCCCAGUCCUGUGACUCCGCAGAUGCUGUCCGACAUAUCCUUAAAAGAAAUUGCUGUUUGCUAAUGGCAAAGAAUUGUCGUGGUGAGACUGCACUUCAUUUGGCAGCAAGAAAGGGGCAUUAUGGCAUUGUUCGAGAACUUAUUGAUUACAGCAAACGGAACAAAGGAUGUUGGUUUUGUGCCUGUUUUGUCGACAGAUGCAAGAGGAUGCUGAGGAUGGCUAAUGUGGACGGAAACACAGCUUUACACGAGGGAGUUAAGAACAACUUCUAUGAGGUUGCUAAGUUGUUGGUUCAAGAAGAUCCUGGGUUCCGAUAUCGCCCCAAUCAUGCUAUGGAGACUCCUCUAUAUCUCGCAGUUGAGAAGGGAUAUCGGGAUAUUGCGGAACUGAUUUUGACGACUUGCAAGUCACCGGCUUAUCUUGGCCCCGGCCACAAAACCGCCCUUCACGCUGCAGCAAUAUGGAAUUUGCCAGAACUCGUGGGGCUGAUUUUGGAAAAGCUGCCUAAUCUUAUCAUAAAGGUGGAUAAAUUUGGAUGGACUGCACUUCACUAUGCUGCUAAACUCAAUCAUCCUGCUAAACUCAAUCAUGAAGAUGUGGUAAGGCUAUUAUUAUCUGCUAAGAGGUCUACGGCUUAUGUUGCUGCCCGCAAUGACGACUCCAAGACUGCUCUACAUAUAGCGGUCAUUCAUGGACAUGUUGCUGUGGUGCAAGAGCUGUUAUCCCAUUGCCCAGAUUGUUGGGAGAAAUAUACUAACAGACGUCAGAAUAUCCUUCACCUUGCAGUAAAAUAUGAACAAAAAGAAGUGCUUGAAUCCGUCCUGAAUAAUUCCUGGGCUUCUGAACUCAUCAAUCAAAGGGAUAAGAGAGGAAAUACUCCUCUCCACCUCUAUGUUGCUACCAAAAUCUUAGAUGGGAGUUGCCUUGUAAAACACCCUUCUGUCGAUGUCAAUUCGUUUGACAAUUCGAACUCCACGCCUUUAGACAGAAUAUUACGGGCGGCUGAACUUUCACAAAGAGAGAUUUUAAUCAAGGAUGAGUUGGAGCAAGCAGGUGGCGCUCGAGGGUAUCGAAAUGUUGCUACCGUAAAGAAGAACUUACGAGGAUCUAGUCCUGAUAAAGUAAAAGGAGUCGAAAAAUUGGCUGACACUUAUUCGAUUGUGGCUACACUGAUCGUAACAGUCACUUUUGCAGCUUGUUUUACAGUUCCAGGUGGAUACAACGAUGACAAGCCAGACGAAGGCAUGGCAGUUCUAGGCCAGCAAGCAGCUUUUAUUACAUUUGUUAUUUCAGAUUUCUUGGCAAUGAUUGCCUCCAUAAAUGCAGUGCUUGGACAUCUGAAGGUCGUGCGGACAAAAAAUUACCGGAAUAAGUUGGCUGCUGUCCGGGUAAUUAGGUUCCGACUUUCUCAGGCUGUGACAUUCAUGAUGAUAGCAUUUCUCACAGGCUUUUACGCAGUGCUACACAAUUUGGCCAUCAUGAUCGUGCUGUGUGUCCUUGCUGCUUGGCUCUGCCUUAACAUGUUCAUAACUCCUUGGCUAAAACGCGAAGCUGACUAUUCCGCUUUUAUAGGUCCGGUGGAAGUCUGGCGUCAGGAUUUUACCGAAGCCGAGGACUAG